This is a messenger RNA of Babesia bigemina, 567 nucleotides long. RefSeq lists its product as hypothetical. Lineage: Eukaryota; Apicomplexa; Aconoidasida; Piroplasmida; Babesiidae. The transcript is spliced from 3 exons. The record is from RefSeq and is a predicted model, not a curated record. The coding region runs from base 1 to 567 and encodes 188 amino acids.
AUGGCCAAGGAGGAGGGUGAGAAGGUCGCCAAGACAGCGUCCGCUGUGAAGACCAAGCCAGCUGCCAAGCCGGCCAAGGAGAAGGCUGCGAAGAACAAAGAGGCCGCCGCCAAGCCUGACAAGAAGGCUGUUAAAAAGACGGUCGAGAAAAAGCCGGCCAAGGGUGGCAAGGCGGACGCCAAGAAGGCCCCCAAGGCCAAAGAGACCAAGAAGGCCAAGCCUGCGCCGCGGGCGUCGCGCGCGGUGAAGGUCGAGGAAGCGCCCACGAUCUUCCGGAAAGCGGGUCAGAAGCACAUAACUCCGCCAAAGGGCGACGGCACCCGCGGGUUCUACGAGAGCCUCUACGAGGCCAACCCGCGCAGCAUCAUCGCCAUCGUGUACUGCGUGGAGUACGGGCUGUUCGGGGGCCUCAAGCACCAGGAGCUGCUGGAGCAGUACCAGGAGCUGCGCAAGGAGGGUCUGCUGAAGGGCGGCAACGGCGGCGUGCGGCCGCUCGCCGUGAAGUUCCUGGACAAGUUUAACGCCAAGUCGAAGGCCAAGGCCGCGAAAGCGCCCAAGGCGAAGUAG